UUGACGUUAUUGCGAUGUGUUUCUGGUUUAUGAGGACAAAGUUCUCUGUAGCAUAGCUUGUUAGCUAGAGUAGCCUCAAAUGUCAUAGUAGUAACGUUAGCUAGCUAGCCGUCUUAAAACGAAGAAGAUGUCAACAAGUGCUGUCACGACGUGCAUCAUCACUGCUGCUGUAUGCAGCCUGUUGCUCGUUGCUCAAGGGCAGAUGGACGAUGAAGAAUGGAUUGAUCCCUAUGAUAUUUUGAACUACGACGCAAGCACAAAGACCAUGAGAAAGCCUGCUGCGGUUUCACAGCUGCUGUCAUGCAACGCUGUGUUCAAGCAAUUCCUCACCAAGCUUCUGAAGGAGAUUGAAAAAUUUGGCCUGCCCAGUGAUUUCCAGAAUGAUCUCUACUACGACGCCAAAGUAAGACUGUCUCGGCAAGCGUUGGCAGAGAUCUGGACGCUUCUGGAGGGAAUGGACAGCUGUAGAAUGGGGGCUCUGGACGAUGCCCUCAGCCAGAUCCUGGUGGAUCUCAAACCACAAGAAUUCGAGGCCUCGAGAUGGCACUUUGAGGACACCUUUGGUGUGGAGAUCGACACAGUCAUUAAGGUGAUAAUUUGUAGCAGAGGGGACUGUGAUGCUCAAAAUGAAGUGGAUUUACAACCGUACACACCACAUGUGGUUUGCCUAAAGGAAUUGAUGAUUGAUAGUUUGGAAAGUAGGCAACACGGGCGGUGAGGAUUAAAAUAACUUUUCUUUUUCUGUGAGGGAACUUAUAUUCUGGACUUAGAAGUUCAUACUGUAACGCAUAAGAUAGGACUAGCCUACACACAAUCUACAGGACAUAUAAAAACAAAACUGCUCUCAAUGGUGCUGGCUGGCAUGUGUCUGAUCUUUGCUUGAGGAGGCGAGUCCGAUCUGCUCCACUGACUGACUGAGAUGCGUAUGAAGUUAACUUGCACAUUUCUGUGUUUAUCAAUAUGAAUUAACCACUCUGAUUCAGAGCACAGUCAUUUACUCAAGACAAACAGAACUGACACCACUCGUUGGCAUUAUAACGCCAGGAAUAGUUCUCAUUGUCAUUGCAAUUAUUUAAGGAGCGACUGCCCCUAAAAAGCAACUUCUCAUUUUGAAAACGGCCUAUGUGGCAUCAAUAUGAGCCAGAAACAUAUAUUCUAGGGUCAUCAUUGACUACAAAGUGUAAAUAGGAUAAAUUUGGUCAUAAAGUCAUUCUCGUCCAAAACAGAUUUGCAAGAUAGAAAAGAAUGGAAUAUCACGGAAUGAAGGGUACCGUAACAGUUUUCCGUGGGUGGGGUUUAUUAUAAUUCUGCCCACAGCUGACAGUACCCAAGUAAUUUGGAGCGCAGCUGCAUGCGACCUGAUCGAAUGUCAAUUUGGUUUGACAUUCAAUAUCCCUAUGUGGCUAGUUGGGGACCAUCAGUAAAUUACACAAUGUACCUGGGACAAUAUUUUAAAAGGUCAAUAGCGCCACAUUUUUACGACUUAACCUCAAACCAUCUAAAAAUUGUAGAAAUUCGUAUACAAAUAUUGGAAGCAUUUAAUGAGACAACUAAAAGAUGUGCAACAAAUAUUGUCCCAGAGAUGGGCUAUCCAAAGUCAAAGCAAAUUUGCCACGGUUGCACACCAGCCAGCUGAAGCUAAUUGACAAAAUAAUUUGGCUAACUCUUUCCACCUGCGAACACACGAGAUAUAUUGUCAUGAAGCCUACUGUAGUGGACUCCUUCCUGCCUUUACCCCAGAUUGGUACAGAGGUGCCAUGACUCUCCAGCACGAUCUCUGUAAGAUGUACUACAAAGUCCUCAUGGUCAAC
Messenger RNA from Coregonus clupeaformis (lake whitefish), 1811 nucleotides. RefSeq names its product chloride channel CLIC-like protein 1. The transcript has 3 exons. Lineage: Eukaryota; Metazoa; Chordata; Actinopteri; Salmoniformes; Salmonidae. Bases 128 to 718 code for a protein of 196 amino acids. Gene Ontology annotation, cellular component: membrane; endoplasmic reticulum. The record is from RefSeq and is a predicted model, not a curated record. Gene Ontology annotation, molecular function: chloride channel activity.